Trichomycterus rosablanca is the source of this 762-nucleotide messenger RNA. RefSeq names its product ubiquitin-conjugating enzyme E2T (putative) (gene ube2t). The transcript has 7 exons. Lineage: Eukaryota; Metazoa; Chordata; Actinopteri; Siluriformes; Trichomycteridae. The coding region runs from base 83 to 667 and encodes 194 amino acids. The record is from RefSeq and is a predicted model, not a curated record.
UAAUAAAUUUUACCCGGGACAGUCAAAAUACCGCUGAAGCAAAAUCACGAACAGCAUAAAUAUCUUAUUUUAACACGACAUUAUGCAGAGAACCACCCGUUUAAAACGUGAGCUGCAGAUGCUCAGUACUGAGCCUCCACCUGGAGUGUCCUGCUGGCAACUGGAGGAUAAAGUGGAAGAGCUUCAGGCCCAAAUUGUUGGAGGUGAUGAUACUCCAUAUCAAGGUGGGCUGUUCACACUGGAAAUAAAGAUUCCUGACAGGUAUCCAUUUGAGCCUCCCAAAAUGCGCUUCCUGACACCCAUCUACCACCCAAAUAUUGAUAACGCAGGCCGUAUUUGUCUAGAUGUCCUGAAGUUGCCACCCAAGGGAGCAUGGAGACCCUCUUUGAACAUCUCCACAGUGUUAAGUUCAGUGCAGCUUCUUAUGGCAGAACCAAACCCAGAUGAUCCUUUAAUGGCAGAUAUUUCAGCUGAAUUUAAAUACAACAAAGCUGUUUACUUGGAGAAGGCACAAAAAUGGACAGCAAAACAUGCCACACAAAAGAACAACGGUAAUGCGGAACAAGAACAGAAACUACCUGAUAAUAAAAGUAAUAAAACUGCACCAAAGCGUGAGGCACUUUCAGCACAGGAAAAUCUGGAUCAGACCAAAAGGCCAUGCAUGUAGUUAUAAACGGUCCCACUUUUUAUUAGCUUGUUGUCAUGUGAAUGUGUAUUGUUUUAUGUUAAUGUCAAUAUAAUUAAAAUUUUAUUUUAAAAUGA